AUGAGGUCCGAGAAGCCGGACUCGGAACUUGAAGAUGCCACCAGUUCUUCUUUUGCAGUCCGUACAACAGGUUGGCUUUUGGACGUGCCCAAGGUGCUUCGCUUCUACUUGGCUAAGCUGAGGGCAGGCUCCCGCACGCGUGUCAUUCUGACAGCGAUAAUCUUCAUGCUCGUGACUCUUCAGGUGACUGUUGCAGUUAACGAGAAAACGUUAGGCCAAGUCAUUGCGGAGGGACGUCCGAAUAACAAGUUUGAGGAUGCAUUCCCGUCCCCUGAGGAAAGAGAGGACUUCCGCACCCCCGCGUCGGCGUUCUCACUUGACGACGACGAUCUUUCGGUGAACGACCCCGAAGCGUUAAAUGUGGUCUUAAAUGACCUUGAGUUUUCACAGAUGAAUCUUGCCACGUUUGUGGGCAAUAUCGACACGGUUGAUACUGAGUUAUCGGACGCUGAUGGUCCUACGUGUGCUGAUCUACGGUAUCACGAGAUGGUGGGUGUUUCUAACAAAUUUGACAUCGGUGUGAAUCUCAAGCGCGUACGCGAACUCGUGUUUGAAGCCGGAUAUGAGGCUCUUGCUGAGGGAGAAGUUAGCGAGAAGACCCUUGAGCGCAAAAUCAAGGACCAUUGGUUUACUUUCCACGCGUCCUCGGUCUACUUACCCGAGUAUGGAGUCCACUACGUUGCUCGCCGAAUCAUUUUCUCCGCGGAAAGUCGCUCCGAUCGCUCGACGAUAUCUUUUGUGGUUGCACAGCUGUUUGACAAAGCGUGGAACGAGCUUACGCAAUUCCAGUUCAAAUCACACGCUGAGGGCGAGUCAGGGCUACAGACCCACUUGUUUCCCAAGGUGUUUCCUAUGGAUUGUGUCUGGGGACCAGGAUUAUAUUACGAGGGAGCGGAAGAUCCCAGAGUGAUUGUUCGUCAUGGCUCCAAGGGCCCAGAACCUAUAGUGGUGUUCAACAUGAAAGCAAAGGAUUUGGACAAUAAAAGAGCGAUGCAUGCACUCUUUCCCUUCCAGAACGAUCGCACGAUUUUGCUCAAGAUUGAAGGACGUGAUGCACGUGAUACCGAGAAGAACUGGGUUCCUUUCUUUGAUGCCCAGUCAGAGGACUCAAAAUACCCCGGUGGGUUCAUCUACUUCAUCUACUCAUUCGACCCAUUGGAGGUGAUACAGUGUGAUCUAAGCUCUGGAAACUGUGGGGUGAUAUUCACUGGACCUAACUCCGAUACAGGUGCUCUCAGAGGAGCAACCAAUCUGGUUUCCAUACCAGGAGCCAAAUUUGCAGACGGAAGACAGGCGUGGGUCGGGUUUCCGCGUACACGUAUCGUGAACUGCGGCUGUGGAGACACGACAUACCGUCCUAAUUUGAUGGUGUUCGUGAAACAGGGAGACCAGUUCAUUAUCGAUCUUAUUUCUGGCUCCAUCGACUUCAACCUGAAGGUGAUGCCUUGGGAUGGGGUUGGCGAAUCGUGUUCGGGCCGCUAUUCGGUGCUCAUACCAAAUAGUGUUGACAAUUGGGAGAUAACGCAGUACCUGGGAGACAAUUACUUUGAGGAUUACAUGACUGUCACCUUCUCAGAGGCCGACCGGACGUCAUCCGUGGUGCAAGUUAAGGGACUUUUGAACUAUAUCCGCCGCAUACCCGAAGCAAAGACUCCACACGAGGAUCUCGUUGCCCGUACGGCCAAGUCAGUUCAAUGUGCCAUUGGAGACGCCGAGGAUUAUUGUUUUAAGUAUGGUCAGCGGUACGGAGGACGGAUUCUGAGUGAAGAUGAGCUCAAAUGGGGAGAGUGA
Molecule: messenger RNA, 1791 nt
Organism: Kuraishia capsulata CBS 1993
Lineage: Eukaryota; Fungi; Ascomycota; Pichiomycetes; Pichiales; Pichiaceae
Exons: 1
Coding region: 1-1791 (596 amino acids)
Molecular function (GO): mannosyltransferase activity
Source: RefSeq, a predicted model, not a curated record